CGAGUCAGACGGCAACCCUAGCACAGAGGAUGAAUCCAGUAAAGGGCAGGAGGAUUUAUCUCCCCAUCCGCUCUCCAGCUCAUCCGACGGCGUUACCAGCCUCAGCCUUCCCGGCCACAUGGAACCCGUCUACAUGCAGCAGCUCGGAAACACUAAAAUAGCCUUGAGCUCAUCUGGUGUCUUGUUGAAUGGAAACCUUGUGCCUGCCAGUACCUCUCCCGUCUUUCUCAAUGGUAGCUCUUUUCUUCAGGGACCCAACGGUGUCAUUCUCAAUGGACUCAGCGUGGGGGCUUCGCAGACAGUUACCUUGAAUUCACCCAAAACCACAUCGAGUGUUGUAAGCAACGGGGUGUCCAUUACUGACAUACUGUCGUCUUCGUCAGAAGAUGUUAAGGACUUCAAACUCCUUCAGGCUUCAGUCCCCAAUGCCGCGGCAGCCACCUUUAGCCCCAGCAACAUCCCGGUCUCAUUCCCGGGAUUGAUACCGAGCUCAGAGGUGAAAAGGGAAAGCGUACAAACUGCAGCUUCCCAAGAUGGAGGCUCCGUAGUUACUUUUACUGCUCCUGUCCAAAUAAACCAGUAUGGCAUUGUCCAGAUCCCCAAUUCAGGAACAAAUGGCCAGCUGCUGAACGGAAGCAUCGGUUUUUCUUCUCUGCAGCUGCCUCCUGUUUCUGUGGCAGCUUCACAAGGUAAUGUUUCAGUAAAUCCCAGCACAUCUGAUGGAGGAACUUUUACGACUGAGUCUUCAACAGUGCAGCAAGGAAAGGUUUUCUUCAGCCCCCUCGCUCCGAGUGCAGUUGUUUAUACGGUUCCCAAUUCAGGCCAGGCAGUAGGCUCUGUCAAGCAAGAAGGACUGGAAAGAAGCCUUGUGUUUUCUCAGUUGAUGCCAGUCGGUCAGAACACGCAACUAAAUGUAAACAUGUCUUCUGAAAAUGCAUCCAGCGGAGGACUCCAGUCCCUGGCCUCUUCAUUAGUGAAUGUAACACCCUCACAUAAUUUUUCUCUCACACCACCAACUCUUUUAAAUGCUGCAGAACUGAACUCUGGUAUCUCGGAGAGCCAGUCCAUGUCAUCGCCCGUGACCAGUACCUCUACCGUGAUAUCUAUCAGCAACACUAACUAUGCAACCCUUCAGAAUUGUUCCCUCAUUACCAGUCAAGAUCUCUUGUCCAUUUCUACAGCACAGCCUGCACUUGGAGAAAUAGUUUCUACAAGCGGAGACCGUGUCAGCCACUCCUCUGCACAAGUACAUCAAGAUUUUGUCAGAGAGCACAGGUUAGUUCUGCAAGCUGUACCUGACGUCAAAGAGAAUUUCUUACCUAAUUCAGAGAGUAAGUCAACUGGCAAUUUAAUGAUGCUGGAUUCGAAAUCCAAGUAUGUUAUGAGUAACAUGGUUGACACAGUUUGUGAAGAACUGGAAACGGACAAAAAAGAACUUGCCAAACUGCAGACAGUUCAGAUGGAUGAAGAUAUGCAAGACUUGUAA
Fulmarus glacialis (Northern fulmar) is the source of this 1486-nucleotide messenger RNA. It is a transcript of the gene SIX4, whose product is annotated as SIX homeobox 4. The annotation marks the transcript as partial. The transcript is spliced from 2 exons. The record is from RefSeq and is a predicted model, not a curated record. Gene Ontology annotation, cellular component: transcription regulator complex; nucleus. NCBI's taxonomy places the organism in Eukaryota, Metazoa, Chordata, Aves, Procellariiformes, Procellariidae. Gene Ontology annotation, molecular function: DNA-binding transcription factor activity, RNA polymerase II-specific; RNA polymerase II cis-regulatory region sequence-specific DNA binding. Gene Ontology annotation, biological process: regulation of transcription by RNA polymerase II.